Porites lobata is the source of this 870-nucleotide messenger RNA. Lineage: Eukaryota; Metazoa; Cnidaria; Anthozoa; Scleractinia; Poritidae. The record is from the annotation of a GenBank genome assembly.
AUGUCGGGCGAAGCGGAAGGCUUAUGGACGGGUGAAAUAGAAACGAGUUUUCAAGAAGCUCUUGCCAUCUACCCGCCAUGCGGAAGACAAAAGAUCAUGUUAUCAACAAAAGAUAAGAUGUAUGGUCGCAACGAACUUAUAGCACGUUAUAUACUCAUGAAAACGGGCAAAGUUCGCACUCGAAAACAAGUUGCAAGCCACAUUCAAGUUCUGGCUCGAAAAAAGAUCCGCCAAUUUCAGACCAGAAUUAAAGAGAAGACAUACAUCAAUGACGGUCUACAGGAGAUGAUGACCAUGUCCUCUGCUGAGAUCUUGUCUCCUGUUGUUCACCACGCUGGAGAUAAUUACGAAACCUCUGAUAUUCCCCUGGGCCCACCGCCAGCCCUUUUACAGUGUUAUGCAUCUACAGGUCUAAGCCAGCACGGACAAGUUAUGGGUGAGAUCCCGCCGCCGCCGCGUUCACGCACUCCACCGAAGCUCCAGUUUCCCACCCUGGGAGGAGAGCACCAAGGGAUGUCAGAGUUUACUCCACCCCGUACGCCUCCUAAAAUGGAGCCGGCAAACUUCCACGAAAACGCUUUGCAAAGCAGUUUAACUUGGGAAGUACCGGAUAUAACCCAAGAACUGAACUACAGAGAUCAAGCUGAAGAUUUUCCUACGCGGUAUGACAUCCAGUCCGCCAAUGAAAGCGCUUGGCGCACAGCUAUCCAGGAAGUAAACUACAGCUCGAGAUGUAAAGACGAGCCAGUGAUUUCGACGUGCGCUCUUGGCGUUUCGGCUUCUUCCUUGCCCGAGACUCCAACCUUUGACGACUACCUUGUUUACGAUGCGGAUCAAACAUGUCCCUCGAUCGAUUUCUCGGGCAUGUGA